GAUCCUGUUAGAACGCAGCCGCUCAAGGUGGUUCGAUUCAGCCUCGUACCACGUCGGGUGUUUCUCUUGGCUCUUUUAGAUAAGGGAAAAAGUCUCCUCUCUCUCUCUCGCGCUCUUUCUUUCUGUAGUACUCACACCAUCGAGAAGGAUGCAGCCGGUGCAGCCGCGAAACCACCUUCCCGGGCUCUCCCAGGCGGAGGCGGUCAUCUUGUCGGAGAAACUCUAUCACAUUAGCCACGAGGGCUUCUUCUUCUGCUCAAAACAGUGCAUCACCCACUUCGGUGAAGAGUCCAUUCCGUACAACCCUGGUGAGAAGGCGUGCUUUGACCGCUGCAUCAGCAAGGUGCGCAACGGCUUCUACAUGGCGAUUGACAGCAAGAAGGACUUUGAGCAGAAGCUGCGUGACGGCGCCCUGCCUUAUCAGUGGAUGAAGGAUGCCGCCAGCGGCAACCUCUAA
Messenger RNA from Leptomonas pyrrhocoris, 457 nucleotides. RefSeq lists its product as hypothetical. The record is from RefSeq and is a predicted model, not a curated record. The transcript has a single exon. Lineage: Eukaryota; Euglenozoa; Kinetoplastea; Trypanosomatida; Trypanosomatidae. Bases 149 to 457 code for a protein of 102 amino acids.